Molecule: messenger RNA, 1774 nt
Organism: Bolinopsis microptera
Lineage: Eukaryota; Metazoa; Ctenophora; Tentaculata; Lobata; Bolinopsidae
Product: cilia- and flagella-associated protein 74-like
Biological process (GO): cilium assembly; cilium movement involved in cell motility; axoneme assembly
Cellular component (GO): axoneme; radial spoke
Source: RefSeq, a predicted model, not a curated record
AGCAGAAUUAUGGCAGCUGAAGUGGAAGAUGCGGGAUUGAUGGACACUUUGGAAGAUGAAGAAGACGAAGAUCAAGAAGGAUCUCAGUGGUUUAACAAUACAUUGAAGAAGAAAUAGUUCACAACCAGAAAACUCCGUAUAUGCAAGACACUGACGAAGAAGUGGGAAAGUGAUGCAUUUUCAGAAGAAGACUCUCUCUUCUUCUCAGAGGAGGAGGAUAACAUGAGCGCGUACACAGAACAUAAGGAGAAGGAGUUCGGUCAUCAACGAAAACAGCUCAACUCGGGGCUGAAGUGGCACACGCAAAACAACAGUUACCACUCAGCUACUACACCGAAUCGCGCUCGCCUCGAGCGGAUAGACCCCCCCCGUCGCCCCUCUAGUUGCUAGUAGACUGGAAGAGAGGAAGUUGAACAGUGCAGGAGCAGACAGAAAGGUCUUCAAAAAGAGCUAGCUGUAACGGAGAACGAGAUUACAGCGAGUCAGGGGAACAUUCCGAACGUGCAACGACUGACUAACUUGAAGAAUCGUUUAAACAAUGAGUUACAGGCUGAGUUGCAGCUGGAAAAAAGUUUGGAGGAAUACGUCAAAUCCCAAGAGUUGGCUCUGAACCAAGUAGUACACGAGAAGGGACAGUACCAGCACUUGGAACUGAUGUUAAGCACCAAGGAGAAGACACUGGCUGAUGUCAAGUCUAACCUAAUGCAUGAGAGAAAGCAGCGAGAAAAGAAGAUCCUUUGUAACGCAGAGAGACAAGCUAUAAACAAUGAGCUACAAGAGAGUCUAGUUAACCUGGAACACGAGGACAGAACUAAAGCUGCUAUUAAUGCUGCUAGGAAAGCUCAAGCUGAAGGGCAAAGGUAUGUAAAGGAAACAUGGAAGAGAGUGAAGGAGCGAGAGAAGAGGGAGCAGGAGCUGGAGCGACAGGAUGGAGAAAGAAGAGUAAAGAUGCUGCUCCAGUACAAAGAUAACCUUCACAAAACCCAACAUAAGCUGAAGAAGAACUCAGUGAGGAAGAGGAAGAUGGUGAAGGAGAAGGAGACCCAGAGGAUGGCAGUCAGCGCUGAGGACAGGUUCCAGGCUACACAGCAACAAAAAGCAUCUCAGAAAAAGUCUCAGUUCGAGUCAACCCAACGAGAAGCAAAAUCAGCUCUUAUAAGCAAAAUACUAAACGAGGAACAAGCGAUAGAAAAGAGAAAGACCCAGCAACCUCAGCUAUUCACUGACCGGCUGAAAGGAAGGCACAACAAACCAACACCUCAGAAGUACAAGCACAUUAUCGACCUUACUAAGUCGCCCCGUGGGACGAAAGCUGAGGUACAGAAAGACAAGGUGGUUGAGCAGACUGUUGGUUACAGCUCUUCGUCCGAGGAAGAGGAAGAACCCACUACAACUGCAGUCUCUUCCUCCAACAACAUAGUUAAAACCUCUUUAGAGAAAGACGACGUGCUGAUAGAACCAGAGUUUAGGGGGCUGUGGGAGGCGGCGCCCCCCAAAAAGCAGCUCCAGCCCUCCCGAUUUAGUAAGCUGGAACAACAGAAAAUGGCUGAAGUGCUGCAGAAACAAAGAGAUAACAUUGUCCAGAAACAGAUAACAGUACAAAGAGAGUUCAAGGGGCAGGCAUUCAUGAGCAAACCAGAGGAGGUUAUCUUCAGUGACUACAUCGUGGGGGAGACAUAUUCUCAGCUUCUCACUCUCACCAAUGUGUCCUACACCAUCAACACUCUCAAACUUAUCGGCCUCUCCAACAAUCUGCUUGAUUUUAUCUCUGUUG